Heteronotia binoei (common prickly gecko) is the source of this 2329-nucleotide messenger RNA. RefSeq names its product synaptotagmin 17 (gene SYT17). Bases 72 to 1532 code for a protein of 486 amino acids. The record is from RefSeq and is a predicted model, not a curated record. Gene Ontology annotation, biological process: calcium-ion regulated exocytosis; regulation of dopamine secretion; regulation of calcium ion-dependent exocytosis. Gene Ontology annotation, cellular component: membrane. Gene Ontology annotation, molecular function: calcium ion binding; clathrin binding; phosphatidylserine binding. The transcript has 8 exons. NCBI's taxonomy places the organism in Eukaryota, Metazoa, Chordata, Lepidosauria, Squamata, Gekkonidae.
CUGUGCAGUUGACUGACAGGCUUGAAGACCCCAUCCUUCCCAGUGGAGAUAUCACAGCAAGCCAGGGUGGCAUGCAAGGAAUAUCCCAGGAGCAGACCCAGAAGCGAAACCCGAGCACCAGGAAGAAAAGUCUGUUGGAACCAAUAAAUGAGGGCCUGUUGUCUAGAAUUUCGGAUCUCUUGCUGUGCAGAUGGACUUGCAGGAAUUGUUGUCAGAAGUGUUAUGACUGUAGCUGUUGCCAGUCGAGCGAAGAUGAAGUGGAAAUCCUGGGGCCUUUUCCAGCGCAGACACCUCCUUGGCUGGUAAGCAGCCGAAGUGAAGAGAAAGAUGGAGAUUCAGACAACACAACAAGCGAACCUUUCCCAACGCCGCAGGAAAGAAGGAGGUCCUCUUCAGAUACGUCCAAGUCCACUUACAGUCUCGCGAGGCGGAUUUCAAAUCUGGAGCUGAGGCGGCCGAGUUCCCCAUUAAUCGACAUUAAACCGAUUGAGUUUGGGAUUUUAGGAGCCAAAAAGGAGAUUGUUCAACCUUCCAUCUUGAGGAAACCCUACACUUCAGAUGAUUAUUUUAGGAAGUUUGAGCCCAGACUCUAUUCCCUUGACUCCAACAGCGAUGAUGUGGAUUGUCUGACGGAUGAAGAGAUCUUAGCCAAGUACCAGCUGGGCAUGCUGCAUUUUAGUACCCAGUAUGACCUCUUGCACAAUUACCUAAUUGUCAGGGUCAUUGAGGGGAAGGAUCUGCCCCCUCCGAUCUCCUACGAUGGCUCCAGGCAGGACUUGGCUCAUUCGAAUCCUUAUGUGAAGAUCUGCCUCCUCCCGGACCAGAAAAACUCCAAGCAGACGGGAGUUAAACGCAAAACCCAAAAUCCCGUGUUUGAGGAGAGGUAUACCUUCGAAAUCCCCUUUUUGGAAGCCCAGAGGAGGACUCUACUCUUGACCAUAGUGGAUUUUGACAAAUUUUCACGCCACUGUGUCAUUGGGAAAGUCUCAAUGCCCUUGAGCGACGUGGACCUUGUUAAGGGCGGCCACUGGUGGAAGGCGCUGGUUCCCAGUUCUCAGAACGAAGUUGAGUUGGGAGAACUCCUGCUGUCCUUGAACUACCUUCCCAGCGCAGGAAGACUAAACGUAGAUAUUAUUAGGGCCAAGCAGCUGCUUCAGACGGACAUGAGCCAAGGCUCAGAUCCCUUUGUGAAAAUCCAGCUUGUCCAUGGGUUGAAGCUGGCCAAAACAAAAAAGACCUCUUUCAUCAAAGGGACCAUCGACCCCUUCUACAACGAGUCUUUCAGCUUCAAGGUUCCACAAGAAGAACUUGAAAAUGCCAGCUUGGUUUUCACAGUCUAUGGGCACAAUGUGAAAAGCAGCAAUGACUUUAUUGGGAGAAUCGUGAUUGGUCAGUACUCAACUGGCUCCCCAGAAUCCAAACACUGGCGACGAAUGCUCAAUUCUCACCGGACAGCCGUGGAGCAGUGGCACAGUCUCCGGUCGAGAGCCGAGUGCGAUCGCGUCUCGCCAGCAUCUCUGGAAGUGACGUGAGACCGAUGACGGCAAUGCAACUGCAAGCCAGUAUACAACAGAAGUCAUCCACGCACGCACGGUCACACACAUACGUACACGUAAUCUCCAUGGAAUCAAAAAGAACCAUUCCAGCUGGACAGCGCACCAAAAGGGUCCAUGCCUCCGAACUUUCCAUUCAUGCAAAAUCAUGCAUUCUGUUAAUUUAUUUUCUCAGGAUCAUGAUGUUGCCGCGCAGGGUAAGGGGCCACUUUGCACCGGUCGCUGCGUCCACGUCAGAGUUCUUAACGUUGCCACGUAGGGCAAUGGAAACAAUUUGAAAUUGUUGUCAUCGAUAGAUUUUUUUGAGAUUAUUUCGCCUGCUACGUGGUUGUGUAGUGCAGAUCACGGACUCGUUCACAGCCACAACUUUGAGCUCCAUACAAGCUUCUCGGGUCCUUUUACGGCCCCCUGCUGUGCGUGUCCAGAAGUCAUUGUAUUGGGAGAUGUAAGUUCUUGUGUGUUCUUUGGUGGAUGUGUGGUAACUAGGCUAGAACUUUAGGAUGUUAUUUUAGCAGUAGAACGUCUGGUGAAAUCCUGUCUUAAUCAAGUUUCUGACCUCGUAGUAGCUUAACCAAAUCCAGUAGUGUGUGCGCUUGUGUCAGUAGUAGUACAUACAGAAGGAAUGUAACGGAGACAAUAGUCUCUUUCCUGUGAAGUCUCAUGUUUUAUAAAAGAGACUGGGUGUUGCCUCAGUGAAAGACCUCUGGUAUCCUGCUAUUAAAGUUGCUGCCCACAGAUCACAUCCUAGAGUUGACCAAAUAAAAUCAAUGGAAGGA